Epinephelus moara (kelp grouper) is the source of this 2426-nucleotide messenger RNA. It is a transcript of the gene cdk5r1b, whose product is annotated as cyclin-dependent kinase 5, regulatory subunit 1b (p35). Bases 479 to 1405 code for a protein of 308 amino acids. Gene Ontology annotation, molecular function: protein kinase binding; cyclin-dependent protein serine/threonine kinase activator activity. Gene Ontology annotation, biological process: brain development; activation of protein kinase activity; positive regulation of cyclin-dependent protein serine/threonine kinase activity. The transcript has 3 exons. Gene Ontology annotation, cellular component: cytoplasm; protein kinase 5 complex. The record is from RefSeq and is a predicted model, not a curated record. Lineage: Eukaryota; Metazoa; Chordata; Actinopteri; Perciformes; Serranidae.
GGCCAGGAGGACCAGGAGCACAUCUUCAUCCAAGCAUCCAUUCCACAACUGCCCACCAUCGUCUGCGCACCGCCGACACCAGGCGUGUUCAUCCACGGCUCGCUCUCCUGCCUCGGAUCGGAUUAUUUUUGUCUUUGUCGCAUUUAUAUUCUCGGAGAUGGUUUUGUGUUUUCAUCGCGUCUUGUGAGGAAAAAAAACACACUGAAGACGCGGAGCAUCAUCCUUACAGCGCAGUUAUAGCCUCAUCUGCAGUGGCCAUCAGGAGACAGAGAGCUGAGAUCUAGUCGAGGUGAUCGUUAUCCCCUCUGAGAGCUGCCCACAGGACAAUUCUCUCCCAGGCUUUAGAUGCCCAGCGGCAGCCUGUAGCCAGGGACUCCCAGCAGACGCACAGAGGCUUUGAGCCCCUCAGGAUCUCCCCUGGCAGACCCUCUUCUGACCCAGUGCGGCUAAAGCCCCUGGACACCUACCCCCAGUCACCAUGGGAACCGUGCUGUCUUUGUCACCCAGCUACCGAAAGGCGGCUCUCUUUGAGGAUGGGCCGGCCACCGUGGGCCACUACACAGCUGUCCAGAACAGCAAGAACGCCAAAGACAAGAACCUGAAGCGCCACUCGCUCAUCAACGUGCUCCCGUGGAAGCGGAUUGUAGCGGUGUCAGCUAAGAAGAAAGGCUCCAAGAAGGUACAGCCCAACGGCACCUACCAGAACAAUGUCACCCACCUGAACAAUGAGAACCUGAAGAAGUCGCAGUCAUGCGCCAACCUGUCCACCUUCACCCAGGAUCAGAGCACUCCGGCUCUCACCAAGAGCUCCAACAACACAGCAUCGUCCGUCAAGAAGGCCCCUCUGACCAACUCCAGUGUGGCCCCAGGGACCCCUAAGAGAGUGAUCGUCCAGGCCUCUACCAGUGAGCUGCUGCGCUGCCUCGGGGAGUUUCUGUGCCGGCGUUGCUACCGGCUGAAACACCUGUCACCCACUGACCCAGUGCUGUGGCUGCGCAGCGUGGACCGCUCCCUGUUGCUGCAGGGCUGGCAGGACCAGGGCUUCAUCACCCCUGCAAACGUGGUCUUUGUCUACAUGCUGUGCCGCGACGUGGUCUCCUCUGAGGUGGCCACGGAGCACGAGCUGCAGGCCGUGCUGCUCACCUGCCUCUACCUGUCUUACUCCUACAUGGGCAACGAGAUCUCCUACCCUCUCAAGCCCUUCUUAGUGGAGAGCUCCAAGGAGACCUUCUGGGACCGCUGCCUGUCCAUCAUCAACCUGAUGAGCGCCAAGAUGCUCCAGAUCAACUCUGACCCGCACUACUUCACUCAGGUGUUCGCGGACCUGAAGAACGAGAGCCAGAAGGAGGAGGAGAGGAGCCGCCUGCUCAUUGGCCUGGACCGGAGAGUGAGGGCCAUCGCCUGACUGGCUGACUUCAUGCAUCACGGAUGAACAGGCACCUCCAGCUGCAAACCCUGGCUCUUUGGGAUGCCAUCACCACGUCCCCUCCAUUAAUACGGAUACCACUGGACAUUUUUUUGCUGCGAUGCAUAUCUGAAAGAACAGCAGGGGCCAUCAAUGCUGGAUCCAUAUUUUUGUGGGUUUCUGUUUGUGGCUCUGCAACAGGACUUAAGGGAAGAGCGGAUGGACAAUAAGCAAACAUUGUGGGACUUUUGAUCAGGAGGACAACAGCCAGAGGACGUGUGGCUGAUGAUGAGUGGUCAUACUGUGUGUUCAGAAAGACCUACUUUAUUUUCAUCUAGACAAAAAAAUAAAACAAGUUAAUGGAUGUUUUACUCCCCAGAGGCUUACACCUAUGGAGGCUUAUUUAUUGCUUUUCUGGAACAAGUUUUCUUUGAUUUCUUUCUUUUUUUACUUAGAAAUGUAAUGUUUUGCACGUGUGCCAUGCAAUUUUUUUCCGGGAAGGAAGGAACAACUAUUACUUUUCUUCUUUUUACUUGAUUUGUAAACCAACUGCAUCUGCAUUAGAGAAUGCUGUGAACAAAGUGACACUAGUUUAUUUAGCUAUGCUUGCUAAAAUAGGCUAUUUGUUUACCAGGGAAAAGUUCUUUUUGUACUUUUUGUCGAUUUUUUGGAAUGAUGUUUGAUUUCGUGCUUAUGAUUCAGCGUAGAAAAUGUUAAAAAAAAACAAACAAAAAAAACAGUGCCAUAUCUUCAAUGAAAAUCCCACAGGUCUGAGAACACUCUGAAAUACUGUACUGUUUGUCCAGCUGUUUGGUGAAUGGUGGGAUGGAUUUUCAUUUACUACUAACUACUUACUGACACCUAAUUUAUUGCCAUUUACGUAUUUAUUUAGGCACAUUUAAUGUAAAUGAGAGAUCGUUGAUGAUGAGAGUAAAAAGGGAAGGACACGAGGAGGGGCUUCGCUGGUGUAGCAGGUGUGCUUAUCUUUGGUGGGAAUGAAGAUUGAUCUGGUUUAUGCAAA